Eptesicus fuscus (big brown bat) is the source of this 689-nucleotide messenger RNA. It is a transcript of the gene SMCO3, whose product is annotated as single-pass membrane protein with coiled-coil domains 3. Lineage: Eukaryota; Metazoa; Chordata; Mammalia; Chiroptera; Vespertilionidae. Bases 12 to 689 code for a protein of 225 amino acids. The transcript has a single exon. The record is from RefSeq and is a predicted model, not a curated record.
AUAUUUGAAAUAUGGCUCAGAGUGACUUCCUCUACCCAGAGAACCCAAGGAGGCGGGAAGAAGUGCACCAUCUUCACCAACAGCUCCUUGACUGCUUAUCUGACAGCUUCCGUGCCACCAAUGAGCUGAUUGGAGUUUUAAAUAUGCAUUUGGGGUGCAGGCUGGCCUCCAUUGAGAUGAACAGAAAUGGGACCAUCAAAGAAAACUGUGAUACCAUUAUCCAAGCCGUGAUGGAAAUCCAAAAGGAAUUGCAAAAGGUUGAUGAAGCACUAAAGGAUAAACUAGAGCCAACCCUUUAUAGAAGGCUUCAGGAUAUUAAGGAAAGGGAAACAGAGAAAAUUGCAAUCGUACAAAAGGUUAUUUCAGUCAUCCUGGGAGAAGCCACUUCUGCAGCCAGUGCAGUGGCUGUUAAACUCGUGGGCUCCAAUGUCACAACUGGCAUAAUUAACAAGUUGGUCACCGUGUUAGCUCAAAUUGGUGCUUCUCUCCUUGGUAGUAUCGGAGUUGCUGUGCUUGGCCUUGGCAUAGAUAUGGUUUUCCGUGCCAUCCUAGGAGCAGUGGAGAAAACGCAGCUACAAGCAGCCAUCAAAAGUUAUGAGAAGCAUCUGGUGGAAUUCAAGUCAGCCUCAGAAAAAUAUCAUCAUGCCAUUACUGAGAUCACCAAUACAGUGAAACACCAAAUAAAAUAA